Messenger RNA from Crotalus tigris (Tiger rattlesnake), 1754 nucleotides. RefSeq names its product von Willebrand factor C domain-containing protein 2-like. The record is from RefSeq and is a predicted model, not a curated record. The coding region runs from base 284 to 916 and encodes 210 amino acids. NCBI's taxonomy places the organism in Eukaryota, Metazoa, Chordata, Lepidosauria, Squamata, Viperidae. The transcript is spliced from 3 exons. Gene Ontology annotation, molecular function: protein binding. Gene Ontology annotation, cellular component: AMPA glutamate receptor complex. Gene Ontology annotation, biological process: negative regulation of BMP signaling pathway.
CGCGGGACCAGCCUGGCAGGAGAAGCAGGCAGGCAGGGGGCAGGCAGGGGGCAAUGCAUCUGCCCCUCCCAGCUGCGAGGUUCCGCCCUCCCUUUUGGGGAAGGGGUGCUCGGGUUUCACUCCGGGGCGGGCGGCGGCACAAAGGGCAAAGGAGCGCAGGGCCGGCCAGGUUGAUUGUCAGCCGCGGGCUAGAUUCUUUGCCUGGAGAAAGCGGACUCGGGGUUGUCUCCACCCGCUUCUCUGCCGUUUCUCUGCUCUGCCCAGCCGCCUCUGGCGUUUCGCGAUGCCCUUUCCUUCGGAUCGGCUGAGCCUGGCAUUGCUCCUGGCUGUGGUGACUCGGCCCGGGCUGGCGGCGCCGGUCAGCACUUGCGAUGCCAACGGGAGCCUGUACUUCGUAGGUGAAUGGUAUUCCCUGGAUAGCGACCACUGCAUCCAGUGUGAGUGCACGGCGGAAGGACCAGCUUGUGCCCGCACUGACUGCGCCGCUCUGCCGCCGGCCUGCAUUCACGUCAGCCACUAUCCGAGCGACUGCUGCCCGCGCUGCGAACGCAUCGGCUGUGAGCACCGAGGACAGGUUUAUGAACUGGGACAGCAUUUUCAGCCUUCUGAAUGUGAGCAGUGUACUUGUGACUUGGAUGGAAUUGCCCGCUGCCUGGUAGCAGACUGUGCCCCCCCACCCUGUGUCAACCCCAUCUACGAGAAAGGCCACUGCUGCCCUAUCUGCAAGGAAGGACCAAACUGCUACAUAGAUGAGAGCCAGCACAACAUUAUUCCCGCUGGAGAUAGCAUCUGGGUCGGUCCCUGUAUUCGCUGCCGUUGUCAUGAUGGACAAGAUGCUGGCUAUUGGGAAGGAAACCACUUAGCUAAAUGUGAGCAGCUGGUGGGAUGCCGAGUUUCAGAUAGACACCAUUCCUAACCCCUUUAAAUAUUAAGUGGUUCCUUAACCACCUCAUCUCUUUAAGGGCUAAGUUACAAAUGAACCCCACCAGAUGCUGUUCUGCCAACUCCAAACUACAAUUAUCCAUCCUAGAUCCUGAUCAGAGUCCAGUUCCCUACUCUUCUGCUAUCUAGGCCUUCUAGGAAAGACCCUUCAGUUAUUGUUCUUCUUCUUCUUGUGCCAUAUCCGUUAUCGGACGUUGGCGAUCAUGUUGGCGAUCCUGUUUUAAUCAGCAGCCGCACGAAAAAGUGCUGCUCAGUUUUGUCCAAAUGCUGCACUACAAUUCCCAUCAUCCCUUGCCAAUGGCUCUCUAGCUAGGGUUGCUGGGUGAUAUACUUCUGCAAUAAUUGCAAGACAACAAUUUCCCCAUCCCUGCUCCCCAAUUGCAUUGCCAAUAGCAAUCUCUGCUGUAUUUUAUAUAGGAUUUAACUUUUAUGCCUAUCUUCUCCUCCCAGGAUUCCAGUCAAUUCCACUCAAAAGACAGCCUCUUUUGUACAGUGUUGUACUGAAUAGCUUCAUCUGCAUGUACUCCUUGACUAUAUGACAAUAAAGAAUCCUUACGAAAUAGCUUCUCUUUCCUGUACAUUUGAGCAACUGUACACAUAAUUUCCUGGGCCAAUUGUUCAGUUUCUGCCCCAUAAAAUCAAGAUAGUGUGAGAAACUAGAAUGUAUUUUGGAAAUGUCUUGAAUUUGGCCUUGCUAAGAAGAAUAAAGAAAAGGAAACUACAGAUGAGAAAUGUCCAACCUGGUGUCUUCCACAGACUUCAGCUAGCGACAUUGUUAGCCAAUAUAGUCAUAGGCUGAGAAUUCUGGGUAC